Arctia plantaginis is the source of this 1893-nucleotide messenger RNA. NCBI's taxonomy places the organism in Eukaryota, Metazoa, Arthropoda, Insecta, Lepidoptera, Erebidae. The record is from the annotation of a GenBank genome assembly.
AUGAGUGCUCCGUUUUAUAGUUUUGAUCCCUGCGUUGCAACAGGCCAGCCUUGUGGAGCUUGUUAUCCAUACACGACGAAGCCAUGUGUUGCUUCCUGCAACGAUCUCAGGCCUUGUUCUGUGUGUCCUGGAGGAGGGUGUUCACCGUGCCCAGCUCCAGUCCGACCGUGUCCCGAACCUUGUCCAGCUCCUCCAAUUUUACCAUGUUUACCACCAUGUCCUCCCUGUGAUAAGCCACGUACAGAACCACCGAAACCCGUACCAGUUUGCGACACGGUGGCGAUACCUUGCUGUCGGCCGAAUCGCUGCAGGGCGUGUCCUUGCUAUUGUACCACAGAGCCAGGAUUAUAUAAAAAUCAUAUAAACCAUAUAAAUUGCAAAAAAUUUAGUCUAGUCAAUUAUAGUUUACAAACAUGUCAGUGCUGCCUCGCGGCUACGAAUGCUUCCCUCGCCCUGCGAGGUACGGAUGCGUCAGGGGUGAAUGGAGCAUAUACUACAAGAGGCCCAGGUGUGGACAACCCAGACCGCAGCCGUUCCAGAGGGAGGUUCCGUGCUACUGCUCUGGCCCUAGUAAUGCGCCUCGCGAAAGGCCUUGCUGCUAUGACUUCCCAUGUAAGGCCCAUUGCUUCAAUCACGGUGCAUGCACGAGACCCAGCGGCAGAUAUGCCCGGACCGUGUGGUACCCUGGCGAGUGUUGUCCAGUCAUCCCUCCGUGUCAAGCGUUCACUUGCCCAAGCCCGCCUUAUCACCCUUGCUGCUACCACACAUGUAAUAAACUGGUCUGAUUUAAAGCUUUCGUCGAUGAAAGCGUUGAAAGACUUGAUGUCAGUUGUGUUAACUCUUUUAAUUUUUUGGAUUAUUGGAACAGCGAGAGCCCGACAACCGGACAUAGAUAUCAACAGAAUAAAACUUUUACCAAAAGAAGGACACCAGCAUUCAAAUUUACAAAGUCGUCGUUCUAUAGUUCCGUAUCACUUUAGAAAGAAUGAUUAUGACCAUCAUAGCAGCCGGUUCGGCCAGCUACGUCCGCAGAUGCACAUUAUCUACGAUACCGCAUCGAAUACCGAAGCGAAGGCGGGCAAAGUCUACCAGCCAAGAGAAGACCCGCGCUUCUUUUAUCAGUCUGAUUCUUAUAUGGAAGAAGUUAAUAGGAAAAACUUAAGCAAUGAAGUUUCAGCUACUUAUUUAGAACGAGGAGUAGUGCGUGCAAGCGAACACAAACUUAGAUCGUUGCCAUUUCAAUUACGAGAUAAUGAACUGAACAGUAUAUAUGAAGAUACCUGUGUGAAGUGUCCCCCUGACAGAACGUUGAUCGCAAAGGCUGGUGUUGAUAGAGCUAUGCUGCAGUAUCCCCGCAUUUUUACAUGUUCAGGAAGAAAAGCUGCUAGAGCUGUAAGAUUCACACGCAUGUAUGGCCCUGAAUUUGGGUCGUUGUUGAAAGCCGGCUCUCAUAUGCUAGUCGGCCGGAUUACUUAUAAAGGUGAAAUCUUACAAACAUGUAAAAUGCAAAUACAUGUUUUGUUACAAUCUUGUCCCGUCCCGAAAUAUUUGGUGUCUCACUGUAAAGCUGGAAAUAAAACAUGCAGUUUUACGUGUCGGAAUGCUAAAUCCGAAUUGCGUGGCACAAAAUCCUUAAUGUGUGAAGAAAAUCAACGAUGGUCGGGACGACUGCCGACCUGCAAUACUCGUACAUGGUGUACCCCUCCAAUCCCGCCGGAUCAUGGCAAAGUAAGCUGCAAGGGAGUGACUGCUUCUAACGGCUAUGGACUUACAGACGGAUCAGCUUGUCGUGUCCGAUGUGCUAAAGGCUGGCGUUGGCGUUCGCGUGUCUCCAUCUGCCGGCGAGGAAAUUGGACUCAUAACCUUAUAUGUCAACCGAACCGAAGCAAAUAA